CUGUACAGGGGUGUGCUCGAGACUACUGAAAGAUGCAUAAGUGCAUUAAGACUGCAGCUUUAUAGAGCAAAACUCAACCCUUUUAGCUGUUUGCGAAUUUAUUGGAUUAUCACCAUUUGUGCCACAUCAGGGACUUGCAUAAGCUUAAAUAAAAUGGAUUUGAGGAUUAUUUUUCCAGUGUUGUCCAUGCUGUCAUCUGGAAUUUUUGAUUUGGCUGCUCCAGCAUCUUUGGGUCUUGGCACAGCACAAGCCACAGCAAUCUCUGUGCGACACUCCAGGACUAAGAGAUGUUCCUGCGCAAGUUUUAUGGAUAAAGAGUGUGUCUACUUUUGCCACCUGGACAUAAUAUGGGUCAACACACCAGAGCGAACAGUGUCAUAUGGACUUGGAAACGCUCCACGUAAGAAGCGCUCAGUAACAGAACCUGUUGUGCCCAAGUCACGCUGCAAAUGUGCAGAUAGUCAAGACAAAACAUGCUCAUCAUUUUGUCAGCUGGACAAUUCCUUAAAGCAUAAAGCAGCGUCAGACAAGGCAAUGCAUGCCGCCCAGGGCCAAGAUUGUGCCGAGAAGCAAUGCAAACACAAGCUGGCAGACAAACAGACAACGAUUAGACGGGUGAAAAACACAAAACAGAGUGGUGACAUCCUCUCCAGGGUGAGGGCCAUCAAGAGGAUCAAUCUUCUCCUGGAGAAAUGGGUGAGGAGGCACCACAGGACACGAGCGUGGACGUCUGAAAACGCUGCUUCAUAGAGACCAGGCUCAUCUUUGAUGAUCCACCACAGGACUUACCUGGAUAAGAAGCUCCUCUCUGCUCAUUUAUCGCAUACGUCUUGUGCUUUCAUGCCAUGGGGUGUCAUCAGGUGUGUUGGAAUGCCUACUGAUGCAAGCGUCUUGCGUUGUGGUGUUUGUCAUGUGGGCUCCACCUUAGAAGUGAGUCAGUAUCAGUGUGGCAUUGUGGAGCUCAGGGGGAUGAAAAACCGAGGAAGAUGUUGACUUAACAAACCAAACCUCAAAUUAUAAAGACUAACCUCUAUCAACAUUAAAUGUUUCUGAACUAGACCUUCUGGUGCAUGGGAUAACUAGACGAAGAAGCCAAGUGGGAUGUUUAAAUUAAACUGAUUGCAAAUAAUGACUAGCAUUGAAGAUAUUUGUUGCACAUGAGGAAUAUGCUGUAACUAAAUGAAACUGUGGAAUCAGGGACUCCAGAAACACAUCAGAGGACACUGAACAUCAAGCCACUACAAGCCAAAGACUCUUUCUUGGAUCUUGUUACUGGACUCAUUCACUUUAUUCACUGUAAAACAAUGAAGCUCUGUAACUGCGUCAAUGCUUCAGUGGAAUUGCUAUUUUUCACAUUUAUGUUAAAUAUUUAUCUUUAGCCAUAUUGGCUAAUAAGACUCUUCUCAAUGUUAUUUCUAUGAAAUGAUAGCAUUUAAUUGCCAUUAAUGUGGUUAACUUUUUUAGGCAAUAAUAAAUAUUUUGCAUUAUUUAAACAACUUCAGCUGCUUCUGAAUUUUUCUGCUUAUUAUUUUAUGUCCCACUGAAAUGCGUAAUUAUGUUUGCUCCAACUGUAUUUAUAUUUAAUAGAACAGAAUCAUGUGCCCCAACUGCAA
Messenger RNA from Carassius gibelio (silver crucian carp), 1613 nucleotides. Its product is annotated as endothelin-1. Bases 154 to 750 code for a protein of 198 amino acids. Gene Ontology annotation, biological process: intracellular calcium ion homeostasis; regulation of vasoconstriction; vein smooth muscle contraction. Gene Ontology annotation, cellular component: extracellular region. The transcript is spliced from 5 exons. The record is from RefSeq and is a predicted model, not a curated record. Gene Ontology annotation, molecular function: endothelin B receptor binding; endothelin A receptor binding; hormone activity. NCBI's taxonomy places the organism in Eukaryota, Metazoa, Chordata, Actinopteri, Cypriniformes, Cyprinidae.